UACAAACGAGUCGCAGAGGAGCACGACGUCGAGUUUCUCGAGCGAUACACUACUGACAUGGACCUUUUCUCUGCUGUCAGCACAUCUCUCAUUGUCACGAUGGUGUCCAAUCUCAGUCCCGACCCCAGUGAUAUCACGAAUGCCCUUUUGAAGCAACUUGUUCAAAUCGGACCGGGCAAUCUCGCUGCAGCGGGCUCCACACUCACAGACCCAGCAUCUACGUGGUUUCCGAGCGCGCCGACCUUAUGGAUCCAAACGAUCGCAUGUGCAAGCUUGUCCAUGAGUUUGCUCGCCGCGUUCUGGGUCGUACUAUGUAAGCAGUGUAUACUCUGUGCUCAUUUCACUACCCAGGCCCUGUACAUAUGGCCGGCACAUUCGCACGACGAUCUCUUCAGCAAUUAA
Messenger RNA from Suillus bovinus, 402 nucleotides. RefSeq lists its product as uncharacterized. The annotation marks the transcript as partial. Lineage: Eukaryota; Fungi; Basidiomycota; Agaricomycetes; Boletales; Suillaceae. The transcript has a single exon. The record is from RefSeq and is a predicted model, not a curated record.